Messenger RNA from Corticium candelabrum, 1703 nucleotides. Its product is annotated as tRNA:m(4)X modification enzyme TRM13 homolog. The record is from RefSeq and is a predicted model, not a curated record. Gene Ontology annotation, biological process: tRNA methylation. The transcript is spliced from 9 exons. NCBI's taxonomy places the organism in Eukaryota, Metazoa, Porifera, Homoscleromorpha, Homosclerophorida, Plakinidae. Bases 361 to 1638 code for a protein of 425 amino acids.
GUGUGUGCAAUUUAAACGCUACUGUCCGGUGAACGAUGCGUUUGUCCGAUGAACGGGGUAUGCAAGGCUCCGCACAGUUUUCAAUGUCACUCUAAGCAGAGAAGAGGAACUGCGUUCAAAAACCGAUAACUGAGAAUUCGCGUCCGGAAUAUGAUGGUGUCCGAGGAACGGGGCCGCUCUAGCUAGCUAACCUAGCUAGAAGUAGGUACGAAAAUUACGUUAGCCCUGUAUCAUGCAACGUCAGUUUGCUGGAAUAACCAGCUGUCCUCGCAAGUGUCUCUCAGGAAUCCCUGGUCUCGAACAACAAGCUGUUUUGUCUUCUAAUCCGGGAUAUCAUAUACUUACGGGGUUUCUAAAAUCAUGUCGCACUCAUGCAGCUUUUACAUAAAGCGAAAGCAGCGUUACUGUAGACUGGAGACGGCUAGAGGCAACUCGUUUUGUGGUGAGCACUUGAACUUGUCCGAAGACGCCUCGCUACCGAGGAAAAGGAUUCCCUGUCCGUAUGAUUCUCAUCAUACGGUGUACGAAGAUCAACUUGAGAAGCACAAGAAGAGGUGUAAUGCCAGACCUAGUACUAGCAAACCGGCUUACUACAAGGAAGGUGUCAAUGCUGGUUUUAGUGAUUACACUGAGGCUGAUGACAACAAGAUGCCUCUUAGUUGCGUGUCAAAAUCUCGUUUGGUUGAGUUAAUUCAAAGAAUACGAGAAGUGGCAAAGUCUAGACUACCAGAAAUUGAGACAUCCGUGCUUUCUCAUCCUGUUAUGCAAGAUGAGGUGGACAAAGCUGUAGACUGCCCUAAUGCUAGAAAGCACUUGGAACAACAGUCUUCUCUUCUUGGUCAUAUGGACGAGUUAAAGUUGUUAAGUGGACAAACCACAUUUGUGGAGUUUGGAGCUGGACGAGGUCAGCUAUCUCAUUGGGUGGAGAAGGCAAUGGGAGAUGAGGUAUCUGUCAAGUAUGUGUUGGUUGACCGAAAAAAUUGUCGGAGAAAGUUUGACUUGUAUCACAAACAUCAUGGACCUAAGUUCCACAGACUGCUAAUAGACAUCGAACACUUACUGCUAACCGAGGUUGACUGUAUUUGUCAGCAAAAUUUUUCUGCAAUUGUUGGCACGACAAAACACUUGUGUGGAUCAGCGACAGACUUGGCUCUUCGAUGUUUGAUAUCUACCCUUUCUGAGUUAUCACUCACUACUACAUCAGACAGUCCGUUAGCCAAACGAAUGAAACCAUCAGGACCAACUGAAACCAUCAACUCGUCGCUUCGCGGUCUGGUGUUUGCUCUUUGUUGCCAUCACAAGUGCACUUGGAAGGACUACGUAGGACACGACGUCUGGAACGAGCUCGGAUUUAAUAAUGACGAUUUCCAUCUUAUGACAUUGAUGUCAAGCUGGGCAACAUGUAGAAUACGUUCUGCUACUGAAUCAGACUGUAGAGCAGAUGGUGAAGCAGACCAGAGUGUUAAACAUCCAAUGUCUGUUGCGGAACGAGAAGAAAUUGGAUACAUGUGCAAGAGACUAAUUGACUAUGGUCGAGUUGUUUAUCUUAGUAAGUUUGGUUUGACAUCGAAACUUGUUCAUUAUGUACCGAAGGCUACAACUUUGGAGAAUACGGCACUGCUGGCCAGUUUUACCUAAACCUUGCAGUUUGCAGCAAUUGUGUAUGUAUAUAUAUAUUAAAUAUUUACUUUUAUGAUGUUUGA